CCCAAAAACAUAAAUCAAAAAUCAAAACUUUACAAAAACAAAAAAGAAAGAUGAGACCAGUCAACUUGGAAUGGUGCCUAAGAUUCUACGUCACAUAUUAUAACCCAAAAUAAAAAACGCGUUUUUAGCCAUUAUUACAGUCAAAAGCAUAAGAAGAAGAAGAACAAGAAGAAAGAACACAACAACAUAACCCCAUCAUCAACCCUUUUCUCAACAACUCCACAAAAAGUCCAACCUUUAACCCCAUUGAACCAAAACCCAACCCAAAAAAAGCUUAAAAACUCAAAACCCAGAUAUAUUUCAUCCUCUUAUUGCACAAAGAUUCAAUCUUUUUUCUUCUUCUUCAGAAAAUGAUAUCAAUCCAUUGACCAAUCAAACCAACAAAAAUCAAACCACCAUGGCUGAUAAUAAGUUAAUGAGGGUAGUUACAGCUAGUUCAAGCUCAGAUGCUUUGACCACCACACUUUGUAACUCAAUCCAAGCUUUGGGUAGGGGAUUUGAUGUUACUUCUGAUAUUAGGCUUCUUUACUGUAAAGGGGCACCUGGGUCAAGGCUAUUGAAGCUUGAUGAGGUUGAAAAAAGGGAUCUUGUUCUCUCUAAUGGAGUUGUUGUACCUAAUGUUCCAGCUGAUAUUGAUUGCUCUCCUGGUAAAAGAGCAACUGAGAAAGUUCCUGUUUGCAAUUUCCAUGAGAUGGCGGAGUACUUCAAUAAGAAAUCAGAUAUCUCGGGCAACAUUCCCCUUGGAAGUUUCAAUUCAAUGUUCAAUUUUACCGGUUCCUGGCAAGUUGACGCUGCAACUACCAAAUCUCUUGCCAUGGUUGGAUACAUAAUUCCUCUUUUUAAAGUUAAACUAGAAAAGCCGAAUUUAGUAUUGCGUGAGGAAGUUAAGCGAGCCGUUCCUUAUUCUUGGGAUCCUGCAGCAUUGGCAAGUUUCAUUGAAAAUUUCGGAACACAUAUUGUUACUUCUGCAACAAUCGGUGGAAGAGAUGUAGUUUACAUAAGGCAACACCAGUCAUCCCCUUUGACAGCAUUGGAUAUAGAGAAUUAUGUGAAAGACAUGGGCGAUCAUAGAUUUCAGGACUCGAAUAGUCAGUCAACCGUCGGCCCUUUAAAAUACAAAGACAAGGAUGUUACAGUAAUUUUUAGAAGACGAGGGGGAGAUGAUCUCGAGCAAAGUCAUUCGAAGUGGGCAGAAACUGUAGGAUCAGCACCUGAUGUAAUUAACAUGACAUUUACUCCAAUUGUUUCUUUACUUGAAGGAGUACCUGGAAUAAAGCAUUUAGCUCGUGCGAUCGAGCUAUAUUUGGAGUUCAAACCACCGAUCGAAGAUCUACAGUAUUUUUUGGAUUUUCAAAUCGCUCGAGUUUGGGCUCCCGAGCAGAAUAACCUGCAAAGAAAGGAGCCCGUUUGUUCGUCUCUUCAGUUUAGUUUGAUGGGUCCCAAGCUUUAUAUCAGCCCUGAUCAGGUAACAGUUGGCCGAAAGCCAGUCACUGGGCUAAGACUAGCUCUAGAAGGGAUCAAGCAGAACCGACUCACCGUACAUAUACAGCAUUUAGUGUCUCUUCCCAAAAUCCUCCAACCUCACUGGGAUACACACAUAGCCAUCGGUGCACCAAAGUGGCAAGGUCCAGAGGAGCAAGAUAGCCGAUGGUUCGAACCAAUCAAAUGGAAGAAUUUCUCUCAUGUAAGCACCGCACCAAUAGAGUUUACAGAGUCUUGCAUAGGAGACCUUUCUGGUGUUCACAUAGUAACUGGAGCUCAGCUCGGUGUUUGGGAUUUCGGUGCCAAAAAUGUUUUACACCUCAAACUCCUCUUCUGCAAAGUACCCGGUUGCACAAUAAGGCGAUCUGUUUGGGAUCACAACCCGACCGCUCCAUCUUCAGUACAGAAACCCGACGGUUCUUCAUCAUCAUCAUCAUCAUCACAAGUAAACAACAAAACCCCAGAAGAUAAAAAGGAAGAUAGCUCAACACAAGCUGGAAAACUCGCCAAAAUUGUUGACUCGACAGAAAUGUCAAAGGGUCCACAAGAUAUUCCCGGUCAUUGGUUGGUAACAGGUGCUAAGCUCGGUGUAGACAAAGGAAAGAUCGUUAUGCGAGUGAAGUACUCUUUGCUGAACUACUGACCAUUUUUUUUCUCCCUUUCUUCGGAUUUUGUAACUUUUUUAGGCUUUCUUAGUAGGAAUUUUUAGUUGAGCAUUCUUUGCACAGGCAGUUGAUGAUCCUGUUCUUUUGUACAUGUUCAUUUUGUUUGUAAACCAUUUUCGGUUACUGUCACAACAAUCAUUAUUUGUCUGAGAUUUUUCAUUCUUAUAAUUUGUUAUAACUAGAAGUUAUGUUGUUGUUGAGUAAUAAUAUAUAUAGUUGUUUUA
Molecule: messenger RNA, 2371 nt
Organism: Cannabis sativa
Lineage: Eukaryota; Viridiplantae; Streptophyta; Magnoliopsida; Rosales; Cannabaceae
Product: MACPF domain-containing protein CAD1
Exons: 6
Coding region: 398-2125 (575 amino acids)
Biological process (GO): regulation of salicylic acid mediated signaling pathway; plant-type hypersensitive response
Cellular component (GO): plasma membrane
Source: RefSeq, a predicted model, not a curated record